AUGUCACCAGUAUGUCACAGUUUUGUGCAGAAUGCGUGGAAGAAAGAUUUUUGCUCAAACUGUUUCAAAUCACGCGAAGAACACGUUAAACAGGAUAAGACGACUGAAGGCGGCAAAUAUUUGGCUACUCCAUUACAAAACAGAAUUGGAUUCUUUAAGAAAACUCCACCGAGUAUUUUAAAGAAUCAAACGAAGAAAAUUAAUAAACGGAACGUUCGGUUUCCGGAGGAAGUAAGCAGUGUUAUUGGCUAUGGAGGAGAUGAUUGGUCCGACGGAGAGGAAUUUGAAGUUUCAGAAGACAAUGAGGAUGAAGACAUAUUUCCAGAUACGGAAGAAGAGAGAGAACUCUAUAAAAUAACAAAAUCUAAUACAGAUUUUAAUACAGUAAAAGCUAAUUUAUUAGGAGAUUCAGUUGCAAAGUCAUAUACUUCAUUAAUGUUAGGAAAAGUGCAAACAGAUUCCGACGGCAAGAAAAAAACAUUAAUGGUUUCAGUAACUCCUUUUGGUCAAGAAAAUAAAAACUCCAAUGUAAAGACUCAUACUCGCAAACCGGCCGUUAUACAUAUAAAUGAAGCACAGGCUGAAGAAGCAGCUAGUAAUUUUAAAACAAACAUCAUCCUGACAUCAUACAUAAAGGAAUCAGAGACUAUAGUUACUUCGGAAAGCGUUAGAUCAACAGAAGGUAUUUGUACCGAGAAAUCUUUAUUAGAAGAAAUAUCAGAAACGUUACAACAAAACAGGAUGAAUAACGGUAAUAAUAUUAAUCUAUCGCAUAACAACAACAAUAAACCUACAGUUAUCGAAGAAAAGAGAAAAGAAAGCAUGCAAGAUGAAGUGGAGAAGAAAGAAAUGACUGAAACACGUAAAAAUGGCAUCGUUAGAAAAUCUCCAUUAAUUAAAACCCAAGAGAGGCCAAAAGUUAAUCUCAAUAGAUCAGAAUUUAAGUUUUGUAAAAUCAAUAUAGAAAACAAUAGCGUGGAUUCUGCAGUAGGCACUUUGAAUUCGACAGCUAAUAACUCACUGACGUCAGACGAUGAGAGUUUUAGCGCUAAAACAGAUUCAGAUAAUGACGAUAGUGGACAUUUCUCUGAAACAAAUAAAUGCGAGGAAACUGUAAAGAUAAAGGUAUUUAAUGAAAGUGAGAAAAGCAACAAAAUAUCUCCGAUCAGACGGCUGAGACAAGCAGACGGAAAAGCGGGUAGUGGUUACAGCACCUUCCAAAGUCCAAUAAUUGAUAUGCCACCAAUUAUACCCAAACAAUCCGAUUCUGUCUUCUCUGCUGAAGCUAGUCGAGAAUUAGCGGGCGAACCUGACGGAAGAGCUGAUCCUGACGAGUCUAGCGAAGCACCAGCAUUACCCAAUAGUCCUGUACCUACUAUGGACCCACGACCAUCUUUCUUACACGGCAUUAUAACUGAUAUUAUGCCUUCUAAGCCCGCUGUACCAGAAAAACCAAAACUCCCUACUAAACCAGUUAUUAAACAAACAACUAAGAAGAGUAUGACUACUUCUAAUCAAAUCAUACAUACGCAUGGUACAAAGCAAAUUGAAGAAGAGAAGUCACGAUAUUCAAGCGAAGAAAAGAAUAAUCAGAUAAAAGAAGUACAUCAAGUAAAAACAGAAACAAUUUAUUACGCUAAGCCAGUGCUUACUAAGCAAGAUAGCGACACGUCACUCAAUAGUCUUUGCAAGCGCAAAGCACCAACCCCACCGAUUUCGCCUACGGAGGAAUACCCUAACAAUCUAUACCAAAGAAAUCAAAGUGGAUUCAUGAAAUCAGAUUCACCAGUCGUCAGAGAAUUGGAGAAGAGGGAAAGAGCCGUAAUUUCGUCAUCUCCGAAAACGAGAACACUUGAAGAUAUAGACAAAAAGGAUUCUCAGCCCGAACCGGCGCCUAGAAGAAGUAUUUCCUUGUCCCAUGACAAUUUACUUCUAGAUGAUAAACGAAAAGGCAAACUAAAGUUUUCUAUAAAGAAACUCUUACGUAUCGGUUCUUCAAAAGACCUGGAUAAAAAGGAGUUGAGUGUAGCCACAGUUACGAAAGUUUCACAUAAAACAGAAGAAAUUUACGAUCUGACACCGAAGCCGAAACCGCGACUUGUCAUCAUCCAUCCUUUAGACAUUAACGGAUCGAGUGUCGAAGUGGUGAAAUCAAAUUGCGAAAUUUCGGAAAGUUUGCGUCGCAUGAGUCAUGACGACGUUUCAAUUUACAGCGGAUGUAGCUCCGUGGCCGAUGUCGAAACGGCUAAAAUCUUAAGUAAACCGCCACCGCCUCCGAGGACAUCCAGUGACGAUGCAAAUUCCUCGACCAUUCCAAAACCAGCACGUCCUCCGCCACCUAAAUCAGCCGCUCUACAAAAAAAGCAAAAACAACAGACUUGGUCGCCAACGCUGAGCAAAACCGAUAACAUUUAUGCCAAUUUAGGCGAGAUAAGGUCAGCGCUGGCGCCAAGAAAACCUGAGCGCACGGCAAGUAUGCGCGAAAGGGAAUCACAUUUAGAACUCCUAAAACGCAGAGCCCCUCUCGAUGACGAUAAAGACGAAUUGGAUGGACAACAAGAGCUUGUGCAGGCCACAAACGAUACAGUCAUCCACAGCUACGACGACGUGUACAAUUCAGGGAAAUACGACGAGGAAGCUUGCGAUUCAGCGAAGAACAGCGAUAGUGAUUACGAAUAUGUUCACCACGCUCGUUCAAGUUCACCGGAAUGCGACGCCGCUAUAAAGCCCAGUAAAGUCAAUAUGGAGAUCAGACCAGACACAAAAAUCGAAGAAACUAACGUUGAAUUCCCCAAAUAUAACAACAGCUUCAACAGGUCGUCCCUCCCUUACUGCGGUAGUGAAACCGAAUCGGAAAUAUAUUCGCCAUAUAGCUUUUAUAAUUCAAACGACAAUAUGGACGGCUCCACCAACGACGACUAUCAAAAUGAAAUGACACCAAAAACCACAACUAAUAAGUUAAGGGUGAGGAAAGGGAGAAGUGUCGUUCACAAGAAUCUUGAGGAUAAUUAUGGAGCUGUUGUUAUUGCUAAUCAUGAAGCGUUAGCGCAAGUUUUAGAACAGGUCCAGCAAAGCGCCACCAUGCAACCGUCGUUACGGGGACUCAAAGCCUGCACGAACUUAAGGUGGAGCGACUUUAACGUUCAACCGCUAAAUAAAGGAUUUACAAAGGCAGGCAAACGCGUGUUCUACUCAGCGAUAUGGAACUCCAACCAGGGACCAGUUAACGUCACUCUGAUGCUGUACAAGGAUCAAAUGGCGUCUCAGAUCGUUUGCCAACAGUCUAUACAACCACAGACGCUCAGUUUGAACGCCAUCACGGAGUUCUGCGAUUUAGUGCCACUUCAGCAGUUCGGAGAGGAAGGCGAGGAUUUAGUACAAGCAACAAUUGUGGUACUUGGGCAGGCCCAGGUGGACACGAUCCAGUCAUAUGGGGAAUACCUCCACUCGACCGAGGGUCUAAGCAGCAAGGAGAACCAACUAGUGCAGACUGAGCAGAUGCACGAGGCAAUCUUCAUGUUGCUGCAACUUAUCAACGGACUCAAACUAAGCUCGCUCUGGGCACCCAAGACCAACUCCUACGGGCGACUAUGCAUUCUACAGGGAUUGAGUGACGAAGUCAACUGCAGCAAAUCAACUGACGAGGAGCAACACAGCUCCCUAUGUAAAUGUGCGAUCAAAGCCGUCGAAAUUCUCUUACCGGGGGAGAAACUAACCCCUCUCCUCAAGGAAGUGUUACAAGAAGAAAGGGCCAUAUCCUUGAACCAGGCGAAAUCCGUCCUGGAGUUCAUGCUAUGGGGGCCGCUUGACGUUGUCCAAGGCGUUCCCGUUGAAGAAAGAGAACUGUCUCUGCAAAGAUGGCUGGAUCUGGAGAGGGCGACGGUUUUGCAUGGCUUAGUAAGGACAAGGGUACAGUUAAAUGUGUUCGAGCAGCUGCAUUUGAUGUUCUUAGUGCGAUCGACGGCAAAAACUAUGUGCGAUGCCUCAGUUUUGUUGGAGAAGGCGAACGUAUACUGA
Parnassius apollo (apollo) is the source of this 4017-nucleotide messenger RNA. NCBI's taxonomy places the organism in Eukaryota, Metazoa, Arthropoda, Insecta, Lepidoptera, Papilionidae. The record is from the annotation of a GenBank genome assembly.